Molecule: messenger RNA, 979 nt
Organism: Alosa alosa (allis shad)
Lineage: Eukaryota; Metazoa; Chordata; Actinopteri; Clupeiformes; Clupeidae
Product: histone H4
Exons: 1
Coding region: 357-668 (103 amino acids)
Biological process (GO): nucleosome assembly
Cellular component (GO): nucleosome
Molecular function (GO): structural constituent of chromatin; protein heterodimerization activity; DNA binding
Source: RefSeq, a predicted model, not a curated record
CUGAAGUCCAGCCCUAGAGGAGCGAGUCUUCGCCUUCGCCCUUGCCUUGCCCCCGGUUUUACCUCUUCCACUCAUGAUUUCACUACAACAGUUUCAACGAAAUGUUGACGCGGAAAAAGAUGACGAAAUGGUGUCUAUAUAUACAAGGUCAGUUCAGGCUUACUCAGUGCCUCAAUGGCUGAGAUUAUAAUGCUCAUAGCCAAUCAACACACUUCCGUAGCAAAUGGGGGGGGCGAUCGAACGGGAGUGUUUUGUAGUUUUCACCCAGGUCCGCGCUCUAAGUAUUUAGAAACGCGACAAAGCAAAACAGGCAUCCAUUACAUCAUUCUUCUACGAAGAUUGAAUAGUAUACGAACAUGUCUGGAAGAGGUAAAGGAGGUAAAGGUCUCGGGAAAGGGGGCGCCAAGCGUCAUCGCAAGGUUCUUCGCGAUAACAUCCAGGGAAUCACCAAGCCCGCUAUCCGCCGCCUGGCUCGUCGUGGUGGUGUGAAGCGUAUUUCUGGUCUCAUCUACGAGGAGACUCGUGGGGUUCUGAAAGUGUUUCUGGAGAACGUGAUCCGUGAUGCCGUCACCUACACCGAACACGCUAAGAGAAAGACCGUGACAGCCAUGGACGUCGUCUAUGCUCUGAAACGCCAGGGACGUACUCUGUACGGCUUUGGUGGUUAAAAAUCUCAUCUCACUCUGCUUAGACCCAAAGGCUCUUUUAAGAGCCCCCCAUUUUUUUUUUACAAAAGUUUAUUCCAGUUUUUACUCGUUAUUCUUUUUCUCCAGUAUAUUGUGUAUAAGAAUGAAAAUGAGCCUUUUGGGGUCAAAACGAAGCCAAAUUGAUCAGUGCAAGAAAUUCUUUCCAAGAAUAGUAAAAUCAAGCAAAUAAGCGGCACAAUAAAUAGAUCAAGCUGAGAGAAUUUGUGCAAAUAGGAUUUGCAUGGACAUAAGAAUCGCAAGUAUUACAACCAGUCAAAAUUGAGUAAAUGACC